AUGGAAAGAGUUGAUGGAAGCGUUUACGUACGAUUUUGCUUGGAGCAUGCCGGACAUACGCCAUCCGAUCAAAUGAGAAUGUCACCACGUGCGUCACGAAUGAGGCGAAAGAGGUCGAAUCUGAAGCGAUCCUCUCAAAGUUUGAGCGACAGCGGCGCGGACAUGACUGAAGACACCUUAAUUACGACGCCGCUGACGGUCAUCAAAGACGCGGAGAUGAUGUGCACGGACGUGAUUGAGGAUAACAACAACGUGAACCGAUUGAAAAAGGGCGAGGUGGCUCCAGAUAUUGAAUUUGAUACGUCGGCUUUAAACUCGCAAAUCACUCAACGACUUGAUUCAACGACAGAUCGACUAAAAGUUAUAACUCAG
Cooperia oncophora is the source of this 372-nucleotide messenger RNA. The record is from the annotation of a GenBank genome assembly. Lineage: Eukaryota; Metazoa; Nematoda; Chromadorea; Rhabditida; Trichostrongylidae.